Messenger RNA from Protobothrops mucrosquamatus (brown spotted pit viper), 1239 nucleotides. Its product is annotated as GTPase-activating protein and VPS9 domain-containing protein 1-like. The record is from RefSeq and is a predicted model, not a curated record. NCBI's taxonomy places the organism in Eukaryota, Metazoa, Chordata, Lepidosauria, Squamata, Viperidae. The annotation marks the transcript as partial. The transcript has 9 exons.
AAGCUCCAGACCUGAAGCAGGAAGAGAGACUGCAAGAAUUGGAAAGCUGCUCCGGUGUGGGAAGCGCCUCCGAUGACACCGACGUCAGAGAAGUUAGUUCCCGGCCCAGCACACCUGGCCUCAGUGUUGUCUCAGGUAUCAGCGCAACGUCCGAAGACAUCCCGAACAAGAUAGAGGACCUGCGAUCUGAAUGCAGCUCCGACUUUGGUGGGAAAGAUUCAGUCACCAGCCCGGACAUGGACGAAACGGUGCACGGUGCCAGCCACUUGACCUCGCCUCCUUGCCAGGCGGAUUCCCUUCUCGCCAUGUUUGACCCCUUGGUUUCUCACGAAGGUAACCUCUCCCACGCGGGAAGCCCUCUGGUCAGGCCCAAAGUCCACUACGCCCGGCCGUCUCACCCGCCACCGGAUCCCCCGAUCUUGGAAGGGACCCUGGGCGGCAGCGACGCCAGGCUGCCCAGCUUCGCCUCCCACACGGCCAUGCUCUUCGACUCGGAGGCCUUCAAGCAGCGCUACUCCUACCCCGAAAGGCUCGUGCGGAGCCGGAGUUCCGACAUCGUCUCGUCCGCCCGGAGGCCCAUGAGCGAUCCCGGCUGGAACAGGCGAGCGGGGACCGAGGAGCGGGAUCUUUUGGGGCCCGGGAGCAACGCCGGAGGGGUGCCGAUGGUUCCCGGACUGCAGUCUUCCUCUUCAUCUCCGAGCAAAGAUUCCUGCAGGGGAGAGAUUGAAGACCGAAAAGACAGCGAUGAUGAGAAGUCCGACCGAAACAGACCCUGGUGGAGGAAACGUUUCGUGUCAGCCAUGCCCAAAGCUCCAAUUCCGUUUAGAAAAAAAGAAAAACAAGACAAAGAGAAGGACGACUUCAUCCCGGAUCGAUUUUCUUCCCUUCAAGACGACCCCGGUCCUCGGCUGAGCACCCAAGCCCAGGCGGCUGAAGAUAUUCUCGACAAGUACCGGAACGCCAUCAAGCGCGCCAGCCCUAGCGAGGGGGCCGUUGUAAAUUACGACAGCGCUGAAGCCAUCGGAGACAGCGAGAGCAUCCACGACGCCUUGCAAAACAUGUCGGCUGACGAUCUCCCCGAUUCGGCCAGCCAAGCAGCUCAGCCUCAAGACUCCACUUUCUCCUACAGGGACGCGAAGAAGAAGCUGCGCCUGGCACUCUGCUCCGCUGACUCCGUAGCUUUCCCCAUGUUGUCCCAUUCCACGCGGAACGGCCUUCCCGAUCACACGGACCCCGAAG